GAAUGAUUAUGGCGGCGUAAACAAAUCAAUCCAAUGUUUUCCCAUCGUUCAGGAAAAUGUACCGAUUGUAAGUAGCGAGAAAAUUGUAUGUACAUUUAAUUUGUUUAAUAUUAACAUAAUGGUAUAGAUUAUUUUUAUCAUAAACUCAUCUUAUACAAUAAUUUAUUAAAAUAGAACGAUAAAUUGAAUGAAAAACUGGCGUUGGCAAGCAAGUCCUGGCCCGUCGCCUCGUACUUAAAAUUUAAAACGCAGCGUCAGACAAAACUGAAGUGGAAAGUAACUCAAAUCAAAUUCUAGGCCUACUUACUAAGUGUAACAACAAAUCAUCGAAAUUACAUCUUCAGAGUAAAUUUUUUAUUUAUUUUUAACAGUAGUGUAGUAUGUAAAAAUAAAAACAAGGAUAGGGGAGGGUGAAAGGCUGACUAAAUACUCAAAUAGGGCAAUGUACUGCUUGUGAGGUUUAGCACCAGGAUGGGAUGGGGAUGAAUGAGACCCAUUUUAUUUAUUCUUGGAUUUUUACUAGAGCUAACUUUUCUUUCUUUAAAAAUUAUUAAUACUGUGAUGAAAUGUUGUAAAUUUAAUAUUUUAUUGAGGAAUUAUCGGAAUUAGUAUACGUCUACGUCACUUGUGUAAGUUGAGGGAAGGGAGCACCUGCAGGUUGUCAACUCCUAAGUCUAUGUCUGGAUUGAUUAAUUCGUCAAGUUCUUUCAAACGUUGAAUACAUCAUACUAUUCUUACUAUUACUGAAUAAACUCAAGUCCUUUUCAUAAUAAUUAUAACUUUAAUAUCUAAGUAUAUAAUACAUAUAAACACAUGAAUGUAGCGCAGCUCGCUAUCAGACAUAAAAUAAUACACAUCCUACUUCCACAAAGUUCCACUCAAGACUGCCGCACGACUAAAACUUACGUCACAAUACUGUCUAGACAAUACUCAAACUCAGCAUAAAAAUACGUCAUAGAGGCAAGAGUGAGAAGAGUGUUCACUAACUAAAAGAGUCAAGCGCGGGAAGAGCGUUCAAUAACUAAUGAACAUAAUAUUCAGUUGCAACAGUUACUAAUGAACUACCAUACUUGACACAGGUCAGUGACACUACUCCCUGCAUAUCUAGAGGGAUACAGUAAUGCCAGGAAAGGGGGCAUCCAUUAAAUUUAAUUUUAACGUUUUAUUCUAUUUUCACUUCUCUCUGUAAGUAGGUAAUACAGCACAUGCUCUCUUUCCCCAUUUUAGCAGACCUGUGUGUUUGCAUUUCUGUUUUUUUUUUUACACUGCUGCGAUCUUGAUUGCUCUGACACAUGCCCCCAUGGCUACAAACAUGGUGGUUGUAGUAGAUUAGGGGGAAACAUCAAGCGUACAAUUACCGGGUCACAAAAUGAGGUGGUGCAAGUGCAGUCCAUUCUACAACUGCAAUAAUGUAACAAUAAACAUACAAGUUAAAUUUACGCAAUCUGCACCACUGAUUUUACUGUCUUUUUGCUUCCUUUUUUACCUCUGCUGCCAUCUUUGUUCCUAUGAUGGCAGAAGUGUCACAGCGAGAAAGAUGCCAGCUGUUUAAAAAAAAAAGUAGUGCAAAAAUCUAUCUGCUACGAAGUAGAAAAAAUUAGCAUUAAAACAAGCAAAUUUAAAGACAUUAAAAAAAAAAUUCUACAACUUUAUGUAACCUGAAUGCUAAGUGAGAGAAUCCCUAACUCAAUCGUAAAUUACACCGUAAAUUUAGUCCCUAAGACCAGCAUUUUGGAAUGGGCAUUGAUUUUUCUGACAUCUUUUGUAAUUUGUUUAUGGUGGAACCUGUAAAAUAGUGUUUAAAAGUGUAUUAAAUGAAACUAAGUUUGGGUUUUCAUUAUUUUAAGAUUAUUUUUAAUCUUUUAUUAAAUUUUACGCUUUUCUCACUACAGCACAGUUUUUCUAAAUUGUCAUUUAAAAAUAAAAAAGUAACUGGUGCCUUGAAACAAUUACAGUUAGUGAAGCCUAUGAAAUAUUGAUACACUAAAUAUAUUAGAUUAUCUGUAUAUUUAACCUAAUCUUGUUAGAGGCUUACAAUAUUCGAUAAUAAAUAUUGUACGGGUCGUCCAUUAAUUACAAUAACAAUUUUUAAGCAAUUUUUGCCAUCACCUGUCAACAACUGUCAAAAUUUCUAUGACCCCCCCCCCCCUAUUUAAUUAUGUCAACAUUUUAAAACACCACCCUACCCACCCCCAUGAAUUAUAAUAUAAAUAUAUUUAUAAACACAUUUUCCUUUGUCCUAAUGUAUUUUUAAUAACACAAAAUUGUAGGAAAAACAUUUUAUUAUAUCUUUAGCUUUUUAAUCAAGAAAUUAAAAAGUUUUUACACUUAAAUUGUAUAAUGCUGGAUCAAUUAAAAGGUUGUUAAAGACUAAAUAUCAUUUUUCUGGAAGUGUAAAUAUGAUUAUUGUCAGUAAUAACUAAUAUUUGUAUAACACAGGCAAGUCAAGCAGAUCUGCUAGACAUUUCAAGGCCCUCUGCCAUUUUUUGGUUUUGAACUUCCCCAACUCGCAUUCCUUUCAAGUUGAUAAAUUUAAAAAAAAUCUCCACAUCACAACAUUAAGCCCCUAAAAUACCCUAAUCCCUCUGGAGAUGUGAGAGUUGCAGAGCCCACAUUUUGGCUCUUAGGUCAAGUGAAUCUAAAUUUUUUUAAAUGGCAUCUUCGCUGUUGCUCUCUGAUUAUGUGUAGAAUUUCAUAGAACUAAAUUCAGGUAUGUGCUAAAAUGCCUUCUUGCAUUUGAAGCUAUCAAAAGUUUUCUAUAGACUAUAAAGAUUUAAGGGGUGAUAAUAAGCCAGGGCAAAAAGCGUAUCCUUAAGGAGGCCAAAUUUGGAAUGUAUUUAGUUCAUGUUGGGCUGGAGCAAGUAAGAGAUGUUCCUAAUAAUGGCUAUUUUAGUGCUUUGCACUGGAAAGUCUGAAAUUCCCCCUCAUAAUUGUCAGAAAGAAACAACGAAUUCAAGUUGUGCCAAAAUGCAGCCCUGCAUUUUGAAUUAGCCCAACAGGCUUCAGCACCCUCAAUUUCUGAACAUCCCUGCCCCACGCUGAUCGCUGUGACAGUAUUUGGUUGACUAUAUGCUUGUGGCAAAUGAUUACCCUGGGGCACUCCACAGCCUGGGUGAAUUCAGUUUAUGUAUGGCACUGAAUGCCAUAAUGCCUCCCUCUGACAAUUGAAAAAUUCCUUUCCCAGAUCAUAUAGUCUAAGAGAAACACUGAAUUCAUGUUUACUCCAAAAUGCACGUUUUGAUUUUGAAAUAAUCCAACCAGACCCCCCCCCCCCCCUUUAAAGGGGGGGGGGGGUCUGGUUGGAUUACUUUACUCAAGAGCCAACAGUAGCCUCAAUUUCUGUCCUUCCUGAAAAAAAUGACAGUACAGCUAGCGCUGGUCAUCAUUUUUGGUGCUGAUAGAUGCACUACCGGGUGGAGUAGCUAGUGCUACCCUAUUCUAGCCAAGAUUUAUGUCCCGCUAAUCCUGCCCCUCCAUACAAAGAAAAAGUGACAGCACUUGAAGACUUGUAGCUAGAGUGUUUGGCGUCAGGGGACAUUUAUUUUUUUCACCCGCCCACCCUGGAAAAAGGCAACUUUUUUUUCAUGCAUUAAAUAUCAUCACACCCCUUGGUGUCCUUGCUAGUAUGGUGCAUGGGGAUGUCUGUCACACUCUUUCUCCCUUUCUCUGGCCACUGAUAACUGCCCCCCCCCUCCCCCCCCCCCCCCUCCCCAAAAUCUGAAAGAAGAGAGACAAUUUUAGUUGUCGCGUUAGGGACAUUUAGGAUUCAAGUUAGUUACAUCACACCCCUUGGUGUCCUUGCUAGUAUGGUGCAUGGGGAUGUCUGUCACACUCUUUCCCCCUUUCUCUGGCCACUGAUAACUGCCCCCCCCCUCCUCCCCCCCCCCUCCCCAAAAUCUGAAAGAAGAGAGACAAUUUUAGUUGUCGCGUUAGGGACAUUUAGGAUUCAAGUUAGUUAUAAAGUUAUAAAUUUUAAGGUAAUUUAAUGUUUUUAAAAUUAUAUUAAAUUUUAAAUUUAGUAAUUUUUCUUUUUUUUUAAAUUGACUAUUACAAGUUCUUUGGAAAAGAAAGGCAUUAGUUAGGUCUGAGUGGAAGGAAGUGGUGAGGCAGGUCAAAGCCCUACAUGGGCUGUAGCGCCACAGGGAUGGAUGGAUUACAAGUUCUUUAAUAUCAUCAUUUUUAUGCACAGUAAGAUUUUAAAAAUUCUAAUUUUUUAAAAUGUUUUUUAAAAAAAGAAAUAUACCCAUUGUCCUCAUUUUCAUUAUUUGUACAUCUUGGUAAGUAGCUUAAACACACUGUCUCUUUUUCUGCUCUCAUUUCUUCCCCCCCCCUGUUGGGCACUACUUUUUUUAACACGUCUACUGUCAUAUUAACAGAGUUGGUGGCAGUUGGAAAAAAAAGUAGUACCAACGCAGGGAAACAGGUGGUAGCGGAUAGCAUAGAUUAAACCUCAACAAAUUCUGAAGCCGCUUAAUAUGUUUAUCCACAAUUAAGUAAGACCUAUGUGAGGAAGGAGGUGUUGUGCUCUAACUAUGAAUAUUAUGCUUACCAACAUCAGCCUUGCUAUUAUUAUUAUUAAUAAGUUAACUAUAGGCCUAAUCUUGGCCAAUUCAGCCAAUUGUAAUGUGCCCCAUUUUUAUUUUCACAUCUCAGUAAGUAGCUUAAAUGCACUGUCUCCCUUUCCGUUUCCCCUUCCAAAUUCCCCCUCUCCCCACCCACUGGGUACUACUUUUUUUGACACAUCUGCUGUCAUGACAUACCCAUUGCAUAUUAUGCUUAUCAAUCUAAGCCUUAUUAUUAUUAUUAAGUUAACUAUAGGCCUAAUUUUUGCCUAAUCAACCCAUUGUAAUUUACUCCACUGAAAGCAAUAAACAGCUUUCAAAAGAUUAGAGAGCAAUUGAAUGAAUGGCUUUACAAUAAUAUUGUUAAAUCUAUAUUUAAACUAUGCCGAAUUGUUUCCUUUUUACAUUUGAUACUUCUUUUCAUUCUGUUUCACUUCAAAUUUUAUUAAAAAAAUACUCCCUUGCUCUGAAGCAAUUAAAGCAGUAUAUUUAAAUUAUUUGUUGGAAGAUUAUAAAGUUAAUAAAACUUAACUCAAAAUAACUUUAACAUUCUUACAGAUGUUUGUAAAAAGAAGCAGAAUCUUUGGAUGAGGACUUCCAGUGACUAUGCCAUCUCCAGGCUUAACAUCAGCUGUUUCUGAGUAUGAGCAGUUUACCUCCAAGUUUGGUAGUGUUACAUCCAAGUAUCAAGCAGAUGAUAGAAAUGAGAAUGAUGAUCAUUUCAUAGCUCAGAAAAAGAAGAAACAUACCAAUCAGUUUAAAACGUUGACUGAACUCAAAGAAAUGACUUUGUCUAAGGCAUUGCACGAUGAUAAUGGACAUAUCGAGGCUCAAAACAGAAUCCCAAGACCAUUAGCUUGGAGUCCAGGCAUGACGUUGUAUCCUCAUCCUUCAUUAAGUAUCACACCAGAAAAACCUUCAAGGCAAGGUGUAGAUUCUCCUAACUAUCUCAAAGAUGACACAUUAAAAGCACAUGAUAUCAGUAAGAUUCCCCAGCCUGUUGCAUGGAGUCCUGGCAUGAAGUUUCAGCCCAAUCCUUCAUUAUUUGUCACUCCUGACAAAACUUCUGUGAAAAGGGUUGUUUCAGUUGAUAAAACUGAUGAGAAAUCAGACCAUCAUACUGAAGUGGUAGAUAACAAUGUUAGAGUUAAAGAAAAAUAUUCUGUUAGGUUUGACCUGCCAUCUGCAUCAUCAGGGGAAGAAGCAUUUGAUGAAUCAUCCUCUUGCUCGGGGUCACCCAUUACUCUUAAAGGAUCUCAAAUAAGUCCUUCGUCCAGUCCAGUUUGGAAGCCUUUUAGCCCACAAAAAUAUUAUGACCCCAACAUCUAUUCAGAUGAUUCUGCUUUAGAUGAAUCUAUCUUUAGUUCAUUACCCAGUGCCAGUGACAACAGAAAACCAAAAGACUUAAAAAACAAAGAAUCACUGAAAAUAAAUUUUGCGCAAAAUAAUGAUGAUUCUGGUGCAAGAAAGGUCAUAGAACUUUACCAGACAUCAUCAUUAGAAAAUUUAAAUUCAAAACCGUUCUCAAGAACCACAGAGUUGAAUAAGAAAACAUCAAAGUUAGAUGUUUUAUCAAGUGAUAGUAGUACAUCUCUUCAAUGCGGUGAGCUAUCUUUAGAUAGUUUAACUAACUUAAAAAAUCCUAAACAAUGUCGCAAGAAGCAGGAUACCGUGGAGGACAAGGUAUUGGAACCAGCUCAGAAUUUUGUGAAAUCCUCAUCAUGGCGGUCUGAACCGCCGACACCCGCCCUUCAUGUGAUAAGAGAAGCUAAGAACAAUCUUGUGUCCACUGAGUACUCUUUUCCUUUUGAUGCCGGAGCUGUUGGUGGGGACUUGGAGUAUGAGCACAUCUUUGCCAGGCCAGAGUUUAACUCAACGAUUAAAAUCCGCAGUGAGCUGAACAGUCUAUGCCAGCAGGAAGUGGAUGUUCAGAAGGCAGUGGAAGCUACUCUUUCAAACUCAGAGGUCAAAAGAUCAGAAUUAAAUGAGAAGGUAAUAAAACAUUCAACUUUUUAAAUGUACUGACUAAAUUGUUUUUCAGUUGUUAUAUUCUAUAAUACCCCACAAGCCAAAUGUGUAUCUCAAUGCAUAUACACAUGAGUAUUUUACAUCUCAAUAAAUAAUAUUUCAUUUUGUUUCAAAUAUUACAAGCAUACUUUUAUGUUCAUAAUUGUAUCAAUUUUAAUUUUAAAGGAAAUUUCUGAAAAUCAUAACAUAAAAGUUACUGAGUUUUACAUCAGUGUUAUAUAUGUUUAAUCUUAUUACACAAGCCUUAACAACAAAAAAAAUUAACUCUUGAAAAACAUUUAAGCUGCAAAUAGAAUCAUCACAUCGUGUAUCAUAAUGGAUUUAAGUAAAUUAUUUCUACAUUUUUCUACAGGCAGCUCUCUACACUAAUCGCACAUCUAAUCAGUUUAGGGACUUGGUUGACCUUGAUGCUUCAGUGGAGACUUUAUGUCAGCGUGUUGUACGCAUGAGGACCUCUAAAGCAAAGAAAAUGACCUGUCCAAAAGACACAGUAUGUGAUAGUUUGGGAUAUGUGCCCUUUAUUUUUAUUUAACUGGAUAAUUCAUUGUCCUAAAGUAUUGUUUGGAAAACAAAGUUAUUUUAAAAGUUAAUUUUACAAAUCAAAUGGAAAAAAAUUGUAAGACUAUUGCACAUUUAACAAUAAAAAAAUUAAUUCAUGUACCUGGUAAUAAUUUAAAAUCUAAAUUAAAGAACAAUGUUAAAUUUAGCUGCUUGAUUAGUGGAAUGAUUAAUUUUUGUGAAUUACCGUAUAUGAAAUCUUUGUAAAAUUUAAAGCAGCAAUUUUACCUACAUUUUUAGAACAACUAUAAAAUUUGUGAAUUCAUUCUGAUUGUUUCUCUUCAGAAAUCUACAAAAACAGAAAAGACACCAGACUUGAUGGAAUUUUUCACCUCUGACCUACAGAGUCAGAACCCUGACUUGAACUUGCCUGGCAUUCAGCCCAUUACGUCACUUCUUAAAACUUCUCCGCAUGAUAUUGCCUUUGAUCUGUAUCGCCACAAUCGUGUUUGGCAUGGCCUUCAUGAUUUCUAGAUUAAAAUAAUUUUAAAAAAUUUCUUUGGGUAUCAAAAACAUCCAAAUUAAAUGUUAAAAUAACAUAAAAGUUUAUCUGCCUUGACUAAUAAGUUUGUAUGCUUAUAAUUUCUUCAUUUGUGAAAAUAUUCUUUAGUCUAAAUAAUUUGUGUAUAUUUUUUAUACAAUGUAAAUAAUCAAUUAGCAUUAAACCUUUAUUUAUAAUUUCAUAAUCUCUCCCCCAACCCAAUAAACUGUAAUGGAAAUGUUAACAAAAUUGAUGUUUAUCUCU
Molecule: messenger RNA, 7893 nt
Organism: Lymnaea stagnalis (great pond snail)
Lineage: Eukaryota; Metazoa; Mollusca; Gastropoda; Lymnaeidae
Source: the annotation of a GenBank genome assembly